Messenger RNA from Nilaparvata lugens (brown planthopper), 564 nucleotides. Its product is annotated as general transcriptional corepressor trfA-like. The record is from RefSeq and is a predicted model, not a curated record. The transcript has 2 exons. NCBI's taxonomy places the organism in Eukaryota, Metazoa, Arthropoda, Insecta, Hemiptera, Delphacidae. Bases 1 to 564 code for a protein of 187 amino acids.
AUGUUACAGCAACCAAUCAAGUUAGCCGUUGUGCUUAGUAGCUUGCUAGCGAUCACCUUAGCUCAGCAACAACAUCAACAACACCAGCAACAACAGUCAGCAUCGAGUGACAACAAGCAGGUGCGUUUGGAAGACAUCGAACGCGACACCCUGACCAACGCACAACAACGACAGAACCAGCAACAACAGCAGUCCUCACAACAACAGCCCACCCAGCAGUAUGGGACACUAGCUCAACAACAGAUUGCAGCCUACCAGCAACAGCAGUAUUUGCUGCAACAGCUGCAACAACAGCAGCCAUACUUCCCUCAGGCAUUGGGAGCCUACCCGAAUCCCUACUCUGCACUGCCACUCAUGAUUCUGCCAGGUAACCAACUAGGAGUGGGUCCCGUGGGACCUGUGGGACAUGCUCCCGCUCUUCCCCUCCAGUACUUCCUGCCUGACGCUUCAUUCCUGUAUCAGCAGCCUGCUCCAGCUGGUGCCAACCCUGCCGCUGCCUUCACCAACCCUCUGCUCGCGUCGUCACCUAUCUAUCAGGUGAGUCUUGUGUUAUAUCAUCUAUAG